Molecule: messenger RNA, 408 nt
Organism: Trematosphaeria pertusa
Lineage: Eukaryota; Fungi; Ascomycota; Dothideomycetes; Pleosporales; Trematosphaeriaceae
Exons: 1
Coding region: 72-272 (66 amino acids)
Source: RefSeq, a predicted model, not a curated record
CCCGCGUUGGAGAGCGGCAACAAAGCAAAUGGCUCAAGCCUUCCGGACACUUCAGAGGUUCCUGCUACCUAAUGCUCCCUCCUGCCACCUCUGCCACCCAUCUCGUCCCUAAGCGCCCUCGACUUCCGCUCACUCCUCUCAAUCAGCCUAUUAACGCUCCGCACACUCGCGUCAAAACUGUCCUGCAUGCCCCUGACACUUUGCCUAAGCUCUUCGUGAAGCCGGUCGAGCUCUGCGAGCUUGGCCGCCCAUUCUCGAUGUUUUGCCCGUAGCUGGUCAAGCUGUUCCUCAGCACUGCGGUCGGGAGGAACCGUGUAAAGCGGUUGGUGCGGGGGAACCUGUGAUCGUCUUUGAUUCUGGCGGAACGGGGAGGGGAACGGAGGUAAUUGAGGAGAUUCGUAGGGCCAC